Colletotrichum fioriniae is the source of this 1272-nucleotide messenger RNA. RefSeq lists its product as uncharacterized. Gene Ontology annotation, biological process: ubiquinone biosynthetic process. Gene Ontology annotation, molecular function: oxidoreductase activity; FAD binding. The record is from RefSeq and is a predicted model, not a curated record. NCBI's taxonomy places the organism in Eukaryota, Fungi, Ascomycota, Sordariomycetes, Glomerellales, Glomerellaceae. Gene Ontology annotation, cellular component: mitochondrion.
AUGAGUCGCCCGUUCAACAAGGUCGUGAUCGUCGGGGCUGGCCCCUCUGGUCUCCUCCUCGCCCUACUGCUGUCCAAGCACGGCAUUCCCGUCCACAUCCUCGAGGCCCAGGACCACCUCGACCAGCAACCGCGCGCCGCCCACUACGGUCCCGCCGCCAUCCCCGAUCUCAAGCGAGCAGGAAUCCUGGAGGAGGUCCGCCGCCGCGGCAUGACGCUGAACAAGUUUGUAUGGCGCCGUCUCGACGACCACGGCGUCAUCACCGGGUUCGAUGCGGGCGUGCUCCGCGACGUCGACGGCGAGGAUCUGAGGACCACGUGCCUCGUCCUACAAGAGCUCGACCAGCUCAUGCUCGACGAGUUUUUGGAAAAGUACAACGGGACCAUCAGCUGGGAACACCGCGUCGUCGGUCUCGGACAGGAUGAGGCUCGCGCCUGGGUCGACGUCGAGACGCCAGGGUCCGGGGAGGACAAGGAGAAGAAGGAGAAGAUGGAGAAGAAGCGGAUCGAGGCCGAUUACAUUAUCGGCUGCGACGGCGCCAACAGCGCCAUCCGCAAGGGUCUCUUCGGAGACGAGUACCCCGGCUGGACGUGGGACCAGCAAAUCGUCGCGACGAACACGUACUACGACUUUGCGGGGAAAUUCGGCUUCGACGACGCAAACUUCAUCAUCCACCCAGACCACUUCUUCAUGGCGGCCAAGAUCACCAGCGACGGCCUGUACCGCGUGACCUACGGCGAGGAGCCGAACCUCUCACACGAGGAGCUCCAAGCGCGCCAGCAGCAAAAAUUUAGGACGAUGCUGCCGGGCCACCCGGGGCCCGACGAGUAUCAAGUGGUCAAUUUCGCGCCGUACAAGAUGCACCAGCGGUGCGCGCCGCGGUUCCGCGUGGGCCGAUUCAUGUUGGCGGCUGACGCGGCGCACUUGUGUAACCCCUGGGGUGGGCUGGGGAUCACGGGCGGGUUCGUCGAUGUCGGUGGGCUGUCUGACUGUCUUGCGGGCAUCUGGGAUGGGGUGGCGGACGAGGGGAUACUGGAUAUGUAUAGCGAGAAGAGGCGAGAGAAGUGGAAGACGAUUAUCGACCCGAUAUCGCAGGAGAAUUUCAGGAGGGUAUCGGAUGCGGAUCCCGGGACGAGGUUGAGGAGGGAUGAGUUUAUGCAGAUGUGUGUGCGGGCUGAGAAGGAUCCGGGGUUCAUGAAGGAGUUGAUGAUGGGGAGCUUUGAGGUGAGGUAUGAUUUCACACAGCAUUAUAAAAAGUUGGAUGGUCAGUAG